AUGAGAGAUAUUAGAGCAGCUCCAAGUGUAAGCCAUCCUUCAAUAUGGCUCUCCCCAGUCCCAUAUCUGUUGGGGGCAGUGGGAUCCAUGAUUGCUCUUAUAUUCAUUGCUCUGAUAAUUCUAGUAUGCUCCCACUGGAGAAAUCCCAGUACUUCUUCCCAAGAUGAUAGUAAUAACACAAGUGAUUCAAAUCUUGGGGAGAUCAAUGAAGGGAUGAAGAAGAAAGUGUUAUAUUGUUCAGAGGAUAACAAGAGUGACAAGGUAAUUGUGAUAAUGGCUGGUGAAGUUAUGCCAACUUUUAUUGCUAUGCCCAUCACUCUGCAGAAACCUGCAACUUAA
Messenger RNA from Cryptomeria japonica (Japanese cedar), 339 nucleotides. RefSeq names its product protein GLUTAMINE DUMPER 4-like. The coding region runs from base 1 to 339 and encodes 112 amino acids. Lineage: Eukaryota; Viridiplantae; Streptophyta; Pinopsida; Cupressales; Cupressaceae. Gene Ontology annotation, biological process: regulation of amino acid export. The transcript has a single exon. The record is from RefSeq and is a predicted model, not a curated record.